Messenger RNA from Chionomys nivalis (European snow vole), 4120 nucleotides. It is a transcript of the gene Galnt15, whose product is annotated as polypeptide N-acetylgalactosaminyltransferase 15. The record is from RefSeq and is a predicted model, not a curated record. Lineage: Eukaryota; Metazoa; Chordata; Mammalia; Rodentia; Cricetidae. Bases 449 to 2368 code for a protein of 639 amino acids. Gene Ontology annotation, cellular component: Golgi apparatus. The transcript is spliced from 10 exons.
UGGAGCUAAGUGUGAAAGGAAACGGGGCAGUGCCUGCCGGCUUUAGGCUUUACGUCUGUUGGUCUGGACUGACUCAAGGCGUCCAAAAGAGGAUGUCUAUCAUCUGGCUACUCGCCCCAGACAUCCCAUAGAACCUUACCAUUCAUGCAGAGGGGGGAAGAAACACGGGACUAACCACCAGAGCAGAAUGGACAAGAGCAGGGUGAGAAGGGGCAAGCAACACAACCAGAGACCCUUUUCAGAAGACAAUUGACAAAAUCCAGAGAGGACCAGGGGCAGCCCCAGGCUCUUGUGGCUUUCUGGUUCCAAGGGAAGUGGGUCCUACAACUGCUGUUGGCAAGUGUCAGAUGGAAUAAAAGGAGCAGGUGACUGGCUGCAAUGAGCAGCCCAGACUCAAUGACAAGCUUGACCUGAUCAGGACCCGCUGCUCUGGGCAAGUGGCUGCGACAUGCUCCUGAGGAAGAGACCCAGGAACGGACGCUGCAGGCUUCAGUUCCUCCUGCUCUUGCUGACACUCGGAUGUGUCCUGAUGAUGGUGACCAUGCUGUAUCCUCCCCGACCCACGCAGCACCAGGCUGUCACAACCCAAGCCAGCAAACACAGUUCUGACAUGGGGUAUCGCCUGGACUAUGGGGACUCCCAAGAAUGGGUUCUGGAGGCUGAAGAAGAGAGUGAGGAGGACAGCUUCUUGGACGGCCUUCUGCCCUUCAUCUCCCUGCAGGAGGAUCAAUUGCUGGUGGUUGUGGCCUCACCCAUGGCUAAGAGGAAUCAGAGCCAGCACCCGAGAUGGGGCAGCUACCAGUUCAUCAAACAUCCGAGCAGGAGGCGGGAUGAGGAAGCCCCUGAGAGGGAUUGGAGGACUGAGGAGGAUGGGGAGGACUCAGAAGAGUCGCUGACCCCACUCAGCCUGGACACAGAGAGCCUCAACAAGGCACUCAGUGACUACCUGUCCCUGAAGAGAGUCCUGCCUGAGGUGCGGCACCCUAUGUGUCUACAGCAGCACCCUGCAAGUGGCCUGCCUACAGCCAGCGUCAUUCUCUGCUUCCAUGAUGAAGCCUGGCCCUUGCUCUUGAGAACCGUACACAGCAUCCUGGACACAGCACCCAAGGCCUUGCUGCAGGAGAUCAUUAUUGUAGAUGACCUCAGCCAGCAAGAACAACUGAAGUCUGCUCUCAGUGACUAUGUGGCCAGGCUGGAGGCUGUGAAGUUGCUCAGGAGCAACAAGAGGCUUGGCACUAUUGGAGCCCGGAUGCUGGGGGCCACCAUGGCCACAGGGGAUGUGCUGGUCUUCAUGGAUGCCCACUGUGAGUGCCACCCUGGAUGGCUGGAGCCUCUCCUCAGCAGAAUAGCUGAUGACAGGAGCCGAGUUGUGUCUCCAGUCGUAGACGUGAUUGAUUGGAAGACGUUUCAGUACUCUGCGGCCAAGCAGCUGCAGCGAGGGGUGCUGGACUGGAAGCUGGAUUUCCGAUGGGAGCCCCUGGGGGAACAGGAGCAGAAGGCCCUCCCAUCCCCCAUCUGCCCUAUCAGGAGCCCUGUGGUAUCCGGAGAGGUGGUGGCCGUGGACAGACACUACUUCCAAAACUCUGGAGCUUAUGAUCUGCUCAUGUCACCUCAGGGUGGGGAAAAUCUUGAGAUGUCCUUCAAGGCCUGGCUUUGUGGCGGCUCCGUUGAAAUCCUUCCCUGCUCUCGAGUGGGACACAUCUACCAAAGCAAAGAUGUCAGCUCCAGGACUGACCCUGAGGCCAUCUUGAGGAACAAGGUCCGCAUUGCUGAGACCUGGCUGGGAUCCUUCAAAGAAACCUUCUACAGGCACAGUCCAGAGGCCCUUUCCAUGAGCAAGGUUGCAAAGCCAGACUGCACGGAACGCCGGAAGCUGCAAAGGAGGUUGGGUUGUCGGACAUUCCACUGGUUUCUGGCCAAUGUCUACCCUGAGCUGUAUCCAUCUGAGCACAGACCCAGGUUCUCUGGAAAGCUCCACAACACUGGACUCGGCUUCUGUGCAGACUGCCAAGCAGAAGGGGACAUCCUGGGCUGCCCUAUGACUUUAGCCCCUUGCAGUAACAACCGGCAACAACAGAACCUGGAGCACACCAGCAGGAAGGAGAUUCUCUUCAGCAGCCCACAGCAGCUGUGCUUCGAUGUCAGACAAGAACAGGUGAUUCUGCAGAACUGCGUGGAGGAAGGCCCUGCCAUUCGUCAACAGCACUGGGACUUUCAGGAGGAUGGAACCAUCAUUCACAUCCUUUCUGGGAAAUGCAUGGAAGCUGGGGCUCAAGGAGACAGUAAGGAUCUGCACUUGAGUCAGUGUGAUGGUAAAAGCAGCCAGCUGUGGCAAUUCGACCAGGUCCACCCUGUGGAUGAACGAUGAGUAACAGUGACGGAGAGCAAAGCAAAUGAUCAGCUUCACAUUUCUGCUCCUGUGUGUUCUGAGCCACCCAUUGUGCCCAGGCUGCUGGUAUAGGAGAGAAGAAAAUGACAAAAAAAAAAAAUCUCUCCAUGUGCCUCAUGUCAUUGAAUGAUAGCUGUAUUUAUAGAAGAAAAGCAAUGGAGUCAUUGUAUUCGUCUUCAGAAAUGUUCAUCAUGAAAUACAGCAGAGUCAUUUCUUGCCCUACCAAGCAUUUAACAUUUGCUUUUAUCCCUGACUGUGGAAGAGGCAUAGACAUUGUCUGACAGAUCUUCCAGGAGACCUCAAAUGCAGUAGAUAACUUUACCUGACCCCAAGUAGCCUUUACUGGAUGGUGUGGUGUAUGUGGUCAAUUGUGAACGUUAGAGUGAAGGGUGUUAAUGAUCUAUGCUCCAACCCAUUUAAUUAGGCUUACUAGCAUAUAUUUUCUCAUUUAUUGAGCCCUAGCUCAAGAGGAGGCAGAAGGGAAUAGAGAGGAAUGGGGGUGGGGCUGGGAAGAAGGCUGGAAAGAGAUUUGUCCUGACUCUCCAGCUCAGGUUGGCCCAUGAAGAGUCAACAGAGCUAGGUAAGAGUUUUUCAUCUUCAGGACAGCCCCCUUGAAACUCUCUACCUCCAGCCUUAUCUAGCUCAGCCAUGCACAACCAGAUUUCCUCACAAUGUAGUCUUUCUGAGUCUCCAGUGCUGGAAGGAUCAACACAUUUGAGCAUUCUCAUGAACAAAGGUAUCAUGGUACAUAAACUCCCUUGAUGCCCUGGUAGGAGAGCUGUGCUGGCUCAAUGAGAAAUAGCAACCUUUGAAAAAGGAAAACCCUCCCUUGAAUGGAAAUGCCACCACUCCAGCCAAAAUCUUUACAAAGCAAAAUGGAUGUGGCUAUUGAAUAUUCCUGAGGCUUGGCGGGGCCAUCUAUGAACCAACAAUAUAUGCCAAGGACCCCAUAAAUGUGGAUUCCUGUUAAAUGCUCAUGGUUAAGUGAUAUCCACUUCAACAAGAGCAGAACCAAUGUGUAGCCACAAGUGUUGCUGAGCGAAUUAGGAUGCUGUUGAGAAAAAAACAGAAAAACAUUCUUGCCCAUUUCUUUCUGGAUAUAAUUAGCUCUCUAUAUGGCAAACUUAAAAUUUCAUAUUAAAGAUGCCUUUUGACUGUCUUUGAACAGUUGUUUUAAAUAAGAAUUAGGAAAGAAGUUUGCAUUUCUAAAAUACCCAAUAUGUAUGUAUUUCUUCCAAGUCAAUGCCCACUGUGUUUCUCCAACCUUAGAAUUGAUCUAUACUAACUAACACUACCAAUAUGAUGCCACAAACCCACUGUGGUCAUUUUGAUGGAAAUUCUGUACAAUUCAGGAAAUUUUCCAACUGUUCCUUGAUUGUGCUGGCUACAUUUCAAGAGUUCAGUAGCCAGCUGUGGCUAGAGGCUACUAAACUGAGAACACAGUUAUAAAAUAUCCCAUCAUCACAGACCUUAUUACUGAAUAGCACUGGCUAGACCCAUUCCCGAGUAUGGAAGAAAUUUUACCCACCAUCUUCUUACUUCAGACCUGUCUGUAUUUAAAAUGAAUUCUCCUGACAUGUUGAGGCAGGGAUGGAGCUUUCAGAUGACAACCUUGUAAAGGGCAGUAAUGGUUGAAGAGCAAACACUUUAAUAAGAUCUCUAUUCUGAAAUGAAUUCUGUGAUUAGCAUUGUCAAUAGCUGAAGCUGUUGGGAUAAAUUAAUAUAAUUAAC